Sphaerulina musiva SO2202 is the source of this 2506-nucleotide messenger RNA. RefSeq lists its product as uncharacterized. Bases 82 to 2412 code for a protein of 776 amino acids. The transcript has a single exon. Gene Ontology annotation, biological process: DNA replication; DNA replication initiation. NCBI's taxonomy places the organism in Eukaryota, Fungi, Ascomycota, Dothideomycetes, Mycosphaerellales, Mycosphaerellaceae. Gene Ontology annotation, cellular component: replication fork protection complex; nucleus. Gene Ontology annotation, molecular function: DNA replication origin binding; single-stranded DNA binding. The record is from RefSeq and is a predicted model, not a curated record.
CAAGACUACAAGAGCCGGAACGACGAGGAGGAAAGAUCACCGAGUCCCAGUCCGGGCAGAAAUAACGUGCGCAGCAGUCAGAUGCUGAGGGAUUUGGCUGGAGGCGACGAGGAUGAGGAGGAUGAGGAUGAGGACGAGGACGAGGAGACGUUACAGCUGAAGCUGGCAGAGAUACAGGCCAAGCUGAGAUUGAAGAAGCUGCAGAGAUCCGGCUCCACAAAGAGUAAUAGCAAUGGACUGCGCAAGAAUGAAGACAGCAUGCGCCCUUCAACGUCAGCUUCUCCUCGGAAAUUGUACGAGUCUGCUCUGCCACAACCUGCAAUACAGGUCCCGCUUUCGCCCUCCUCAGACCAGAGACCAGGCACGGAUGUUUCCCCAGCGCGAGCAAGACUUGGCUUGACUGCAAACCCUAGGGCCGCAGAUGUGUCACUGAAGAGGCCUCGAGAUCCGAACCAGAUCAAGCGCUCCACAUCUCUGCAUGCGCUGCGAGCAGCAAAAGAGGAGCCAGCGAAAGUCUCCAGCUUCAGCCAGCGACUGGCAGAAAGCAAGCAGAAGGACGAGCAGAAACAGGCCAAGCAAGAUAGGCUGAAGGAAGUACGAAGUUCAGGUUUUGGUCACGUUAGGACAGAGUCAACUGUCAGUUCCAGGUCAGGUAGUAGUGCAAGAUCAGGGCCAUCAUCGACUGGGCGUAUCUCGAGGCUGGCCGAGGCUGGUCGUGAUGCAACCGCGGGGCGGGUACCUGCGAGACAUGUGCGAUCGGAGUCCACCAUCUCGCAGUCAUCCUCGACGCGACAGGCUCGCUGCGAGAUCACUUCCCGACCGCAGGCCAGCAAGAUCUGGGCAGGUAGUGCUGGUGGUGCAGAGAAUGGCACGGGUCACGAGGAACCGGAAGAUGAGACGAUACCAGACGUCGACGAUACCGGCGGAAGCACAGGCUAUGACCCGUUCUCGAAGAUCCACCUCAAGAAGCGGCUUAUUGGACAUGAAGUGGUGGCCCGAGAGAUGGCCAAUCGAGAGGUGUAUACCUUACCCAGGCUGUUACGCGAAGUCAAAUCCCCCGACUAUGAGCCUCCAGACUGUGAAGCCGACUAUGUUGUGUUUGCCGUGCUAGCCUCCAAAUCAAGCCCCUUUGAUCAUGCUCAGACGCAUCGAAGUACGGACAAGCAUGGCGAAGAUCAAUUGGAGGCACCCAAGAACAAAUUCAUGGUUCUCCAUCUCUGCGAUCUGAAAUGGGAGAUUGACUGCUUCUUGUUUGGCACAGCCUUUAACCAGUUCUGGAAACUGACUCCAGGUACGUUGCUCGCGAUCAUGAAUCCGGCGAUCCUGCCGCCCAAAGGCAACCAGCACAGCGGGAAAUUCUCCAUCAAGUUGGGCAGCUCGGAAGACUGUGUCAUGGAAAUUGGCAGCGCUCGCGAUCUCGGAUACUGCAGCGCCAUCAAGAAGAAUGGCGAACCGUGUGGUGAAUGGAUCGACACCCGCAAAGCCGAAGCGUGCGAGUUCCACAUCAAUCUCCAAAUCGAGAAAGCUCGAAAGGGAAGAAUGGAGGUCAACACCAUGUUCAACGAUGGCACCAAAGAUGGCGACGCUACUUUUAAGAGAGGGAGACGGAUUGCCACUGGUCGGGCGGGAGAACGGUCGAAGAAGGAUGCGAAGGGGGUGACGCACCACCGAGAAUAUGGAACGUUGUACAGUGUUGGGGGAACGGGAGGCAAGAGCGCAGCGAGCUUGUUGGAUGAUGAUGAUAAACGAAUCUACGACGAUAUGAUGGGCGAAGAGGCAUCUCGAAAACGGGUGGCGGCUGCACAGAAAGAUCGCGACAUUGCAAAACAGCUCGGACAGAUGGGGCAUGGGACGGGCGCGGAGAUGAUGAGGAACUCCAAACACGUCCGCACCACGUUGACCACGAGCCACACGAAAGUUCUGAGCAGUGCAGAAGAAGCUCGCGAAUCGCUCUUUAGCAAGAAAUCGGCGGCCGAACUGGGAUUGCUGGCGAGGAAGUCGGAUCAAAUUAGUCUGGAGCCUGCCAAGGAUCGCAAGAAACAUUUCGGGCUGGGAGCGGUAUCCAUGUCGAGCAGAAGUACGGCGAACAAGUCUUCCAACGCCAUGGGGUGGGGUGGAGCGAAGAAAGCUGGUCUGCUGCAACCAAAGGAGGGCAACAGCAGAUUGGCCAGUCCGGAGCGUGGACAGACGACAUUACGGUCGAAUCUGGUGCGGGCGAGAGAAAGUGAGGAUGGUGGUGGCAGUACCGUGCGAAGUUCGGGGAGUCAGAGUCCUACGAAGAAGAGAGCUCGAUUUAUGCUUGACAAAGGGAUUAGGGAGCCUGGGAGGGAGAGUUUACCUGGACAGCAGCAGCAGAAGCUGUAUAAUGACGAUGACGACGACGAUGAUGAUGAUGAUUUGGAUAUUGUGUAGUACCGGUACCUUAGUAGUAGGCUAUCCCAGCUCGGCGGAGCUGAAUGUGCCUACUCAGAUUGGGGGACUACUUGACCUACUUGUUGUAUUAUUA